Messenger RNA from Striga hermonthica, 522 nucleotides. Lineage: Eukaryota; Viridiplantae; Streptophyta; Magnoliopsida; Lamiales; Orobanchaceae. The record is from the annotation of a GenBank genome assembly.
AUGGAGGAAGAAUCCACGCCGUCGAAGAGCAAUAAUAAUUCAGAGGGAGACGAAAGGGCAAAAACGUCAAUCGACUUCAUCGAGAAGAGGACGUGGAUGAGCUCCGUCCAGCUGUGGACCCCACCACCGCCCAUCCACUGCGAGAACAACGGGUUUACGAUCAACAGCAGGGGAGGGUCAGGGGCAUUUUCGCCAUUUAAGAAGUCGGAUGCCAAGGAUCAACAAGUGGUGCCGAUUGAAGAAGAUCGCGGCUCGUCUGGGACCCGACUGCACGAGCAGCACAAGCAGCAACUGCAGAGGAAACAGAGGCGCUGCUGGUCACCCGAGCUGCACAGGCUAUUUGUGGAUGCGCUGCAAAAUCUCGGUGGGGCCGAGGUGGCUACACCGAAGCAAAUUCGUGAGCAUAUGAAAGUGGAAGGCCUUACAAAUGAUGAAGUGAAAAGCCAUUUGCAGAAAUACAGGAUUCACGUCAGAAGGUUUUCGAAUGCAUCGCCUACAGAACGGCCGGUUUGUGAUGGUUAG